AUGCGCUUGCACAACAGCUGGUUGCCCAGAGCAACGACACACAGUCGCUACCGCGUUCGUCUUCGGUCGCACGCAGCUUUGUUCGAACAGCAUGGCACGCUCUUUAUGAGAGAGAGGCCGGAGAGAUCGAGCGUGCCCAUCGGGGUGGUGCGGCGAGGGGUUUGCUUUGGGCUUUCGCUUGAAGAACGGCUUCAAUUGGCAUGUCAAGGUAAGGACGAGCUCGUGCUGCCGAUCCCGAAGACCGUAGUGUGCACACAGCGCCCACCACGAUCAACGGAAUGA
Messenger RNA from Chondrus crispus (carragheen), 282 nucleotides. RefSeq lists its product as hypothetical. The record is from RefSeq and is a predicted model, not a curated record. Bases 1 to 282 code for a protein of 93 amino acids. Lineage: Eukaryota; Rhodophyta; Florideophyceae; Gigartinales; Gigartinaceae. The transcript has a single exon.